This is a messenger RNA of Phaethon lepturus (White-tailed tropicbird), 1201 nucleotides long. It is a transcript of the gene RBM34, whose product is annotated as RNA binding motif protein 34. Gene Ontology annotation, molecular function: RNA binding. The record is from RefSeq and is a predicted model, not a curated record. NCBI's taxonomy places the organism in Eukaryota, Metazoa, Chordata, Aves, Phaethontiformes, Phaethontidae. The annotation marks the transcript as partial. The transcript is spliced from 10 exons.
GAAAAUAAGAAAAGAAAGCAUACAAAAGAAGUGGAGAAAGUGUCAGAAGACCAGAGCUCAUCUGUCAUACAAGAGCCUACUAUAAAAGCAAAGAAAGUCAGAAAGAAGGAACUUUCAGAAGCAGAAAAAAAAUUGGCAAACAGAGAGAGUGCUUUGGAGCAGGCAGAUGAAGAGGAAGAGCAAAAACUGUUUCAAAACAAAAUGAAACAAAAAAAGGGGGCUUCUCCUGCCGUCACCAAAAGUGUUGUUAAUUCAGACACAGGCACUACUGUAAAACAACAAAAGAAAAAAAAGGUGGUUGAUGAAACGGUAAACAGAAGAACUGUGUUUGUUGGAAACCUGCCUGUCAACUGUACUGUUCAGAUGCUGAAAUCUCUUUUUAAAGAGUAUGGACAAAUAAAAUCCAUUCGGUUCCGGUCUUUGGUUCCAGCAGAAGACACUUUAUCCAAAAAGUUAGCAGCAAUAAAGCAUAAGGUGCACCCUAAUGCGAAGUUCAUUAAUGCUUAUGUUGUAUUUAAGGAAGAAUGUGACGCCAUUAAGGCUCUAAAAGAAAAUGGAACAGAAAUUGCUAGUGGAUUUCACAUCAGAGUUGACAUUGCAUCAAAAAACAGUUCGCAUGACAAUAAACGAUCUGUAUUCUUGGGAAAUCUCUCAUAUGACAUCAGUGAUGAUGCUGUGCGAGAGCACUUUUCUGUAUGUGGAGGUGUGGUAGCAGUGCGAAUUGUGAGAGACAGAAAGACUGGCUUGGGUAAAGGCUUCGGCUACGUUCUCUUUGAGAAUACAGAUGCUGUACAUCUUGCACUGAAACUCAAUGAGACUGUUCUGAUGGGAAGAAAGAUACGAGUGAAGCGCUGCGGCGAGAAAUGGAAGGCACCACAGAAAAGUCCAGAUCAGCCUCGUGCUCCUAAGGACAGAGUUGAUACCACAUUAAAAAACAAAACACGAUCUAAUGAUUCAUUUGUUGGUGAGAAAGCAAUCCCGUUAAAGAAGAGCACCAAACCAAAAAGACUAAAAACUAUUCCGAGAAAUAAAGCUGGGAAAAACAAACAGUCCUCUGAUAAAAAUCAAACGUAUAAAAGUGUUCGUCGUUAUAAAGGCGAGGCCCACCCGCAGGCACUGGAGGAGGCGCCCUUGCCGGCGCUGGGUGAUGACGCCAGCGGAAGCGAGGCGGGGUCCUUUCUGGCUGCCCGCUCGUCCCAAG